Molecule: messenger RNA, 1929 nt
Organism: Cajanus cajan (pigeon pea)
Lineage: Eukaryota; Viridiplantae; Streptophyta; Magnoliopsida; Fabales; Fabaceae
Product: myb family transcription factor EFM
Biological process (GO): regulation of DNA-templated transcription
Molecular function (GO): DNA-binding transcription factor activity; DNA binding
Source: RefSeq, a predicted model, not a curated record
CAUUGAACUCACUCCUAAAAAGAAGACGAUCCUCCUUGUGUUCACAAACAACACCACAACCCUUUUCUCUCUCUCUCUGUCUCUCUCACUCUCCCUCACCAAUACUAGCUAGAAAGGAAGAGGCCAAAACACCUUCUUUUCCUCUUGUUUGUUCCUACAUACCUGCAGUUUUGUCAUGAACAUAUAUAUAUAUAUAUAUCACCCUAAAUAGUUCUUAAUUGUUAGUCACUAUCCUUAACUAUAUAUACACGUGAAAAGAUGGCAUCACAUGCAGAACUAAGCAUGGAUUACAAGCCCUAUAGCUAUUCCACACUGCUGCAAUCAUUUACAGAUCAAACUGAUCAAACCUACAAGCUCGAAGAGUUCCUUUCUCGCUUAGAGGAAGAACGUCUCAAGAUUGAUGCCUUCAAGCGCGAGCUUCCUCUCUGCAUGCAACUCCUCACCAACGCUGUGGAGGCUUCAAGGCAGCAACUACAAGCCUUCAGAUCAGGCCAAGGCACAAGGCCAGUUCUUGAAGAAUUCAUACCCAUAAAGCACCAUCCAAACUCUCAAGAGAGCACUCAUGAGAAGGCUUCAAACAUAUCUGACAAGGCGAAUUGGAUGACAUCAGCUCAACUAUGGAGCCAAGCAAGCGAAGGAACCAAACCACAAUCCACAAUUACAUCACAAACAGAAGGAGCUGAUGUUGGCUUUAGCGUGAGCCCUAAGCUAGCCCUAGACAACAAACAUAGGAAUGGAGGAGCCUUUUUACCAUUCUCAAAAGAACGAAACGUUUGCCAAGGCUUAAAGGGUCUUCCUGAGUUGGCCCUUGCAUCUUCUGAGAAGGAAACGGAGAAGAAAUGUGAAGAGGAAGAGAAAUGUUCCAAAAGGGAAAAUUCAGGCACAGGAGGGUGUUGUGAAGAUCAGGGAAAAAGUGAUGCAGUUGCAUCUGAGGCACAAACAACGAAUACUAACACUACUGGCCAAACUCAUAGGAAAGCAAGAAGGUGUUGGUCACCGGACUUGCACCGACGGUUUGUUAAUGCUCUUCAAAUGCUUGGUGGAUCUCAAGUGGCCACCCCGAAACAGAUUAGGGAGAUGAUGAAGGUUGAGGGUUUGACCAAUGAUGAAGUUAAAAGCCAUCUCCAGAAAUAUAGGCUUCACGUUAGAAGACCAAUUCCAAGCCUACAACCCGGAGCAGCCACGCCUCAAGUUGUAGUUGUAGGAGGAAUUUGGGUGCCACCGGAAUAUGCCGCAGUUGCAUCCGCGGCACAUUCGGGUGGGCCCACAUUUUAUAGUCCACAUCUAACUCCACAAGCGCCACCUCCACACUACUGUGCAGCCACCCCAGUAUCACAAGAGUUUUACAAUACAGUAUCAUCGUUGUCGUUGCCACCACCGUCACAAGAUCAAACCAUCCACCACCACUUUCACAUGUUCAACACAGCACCGCAGACACAAAGCUCACCGGAAUCCGGUGUUCGGAGCGGUGGUGACAGGUCGGAGAGCAUUGAGGAUUGGAAGUCGGAGAGUAGUAGCUGGAAAGGAGAGAGUAGAGAGAAGAAAGGGUUAGCAGUACUAAGAGAUCAAGAAGGGGAAGAGAGUUUUGGGAGUGAGAUCACUCUUAAAUUCUAGGGCUUAUGUUGUCACUAUGAGCAUUAUAUUUAGAACUAGGGUUUUUUACUUUGAUUUUUUUUUUUUUACCCUUGCAUGAUCUGGAUCAUGCAUUCCAUGCUCAAUUAGUCAUAUAACAAGAGUGGAGGAAAGUAACAACAAAGGAGAAGAUAUCCUCAUAAUUUGUACUUUUCAGAGAGAUUUGUUUGUGUUGUAAACAAUGGAUUGGUGAAACCGUGAAGGUAACCAAGGGCAUAAAGUGUGCGCCUGUUUUGUUUCGCUUUGUGUGAAUACGUGAUGUUAACAACAUAAUAUGAAAGGAAGAGUUCCCUUCUA